AUGGCUGACGACAAGCUGAAGCUCAAAUCUUCCCAGGGCGAGAUCUUCGAGGUGGAGCCGGAGGUUGCCACCAUGUCGACGCUCAUCAAGAAUAUGGUGGAGGACAGCGGAACUGAUGAAGAGAUCCCGUUGCCCAAUGUCAAAACUGCGAUCCUGAGCAAGGUGAUUGACUACUGCAAGUACCACAAGGACAGCCCACCGGAGGAAAUUCAGAAGCCGCUGAAGAGCACGAACCUGGUCGAGUGCGGUGUCUCAGAGUGGGACAACGAGUACGUGAACAUUGAGCAGGAGGUGCUUUUUGAGCUGAUUUUGGCGGCCAACUACCUGGACAUCAAGAGCCUCCUGGAUUUGACCUGCGCCAAGGUGGCUUCAAUGAUCAAGGGCAAGAACACUGAAGAAAUCCGCAAGCAGUUCAACAUCGUGAAUGACUUCACUCCAGAAGAGGAAGCCCAGGCAAGCGUGUUUGAUGCCCCAGCGUUCGUGAAGAGAAUCGCUGGUGCGAAGACGCAUAGCGGCAGAGCGGCACUCCUGCAUCGCAUAGUGUUGGCCGCAUUGCAGCCCGCGUUUCGGAUGGACUGUUCACCCGUGCCGCGCCGCAUGCGUUUGCACUUGGCGCCGGGCCUCAAUUGGCCUGGCAGCACGUCAAAAGAAGCGUGCUCAGAGGCUCAGGAGGCCAUGCCCUGCCUGACACGCGCCCGCAGGAUGGCGGAGGACAAGCUCAAGCUGAAGUCGUCCCAGGGUGAGAUUUUUGAGGUGGAGCCAGAGGUGGCCACCAUGUCGACGCUCAUCAAGAACAUGGUGGAGGACAGUGGAACCGAUGAAGAGAUCCCACUCCCGAACGUCAAGACGGCCAUUCUGAGCAAGGUCAUCGACUACUGCAAGUACCACAAGGACAGCCCACCGGAGGAAAUUCAGAAGCCGCUGAAGAGCACGAACCUGGUCGAGUGCGGUGUGUCAGAGUGGGACAACGAGUACGUGAACAUUGAGCAGGAGGUGCUCUUUGAGCUGAUUUUGGCGGCCAACUACCUGGACAUCAAGAGCCUCUUGGAUCUGACCUGCGCCAAGGUGGCAUCCAUGAUCAAGGGCAAGAACACCGAGGAGAUCCGUAAACAGUUCAACAUUGUGAAUGACUUCACGCCGGAGGAGGAAGCCCAGGUGCGGGAGGAGAAUCGCUGGUGCGAGGACGCGUAG
Effrenium voratum is the source of this 1191-nucleotide messenger RNA. The record is from the annotation of a GenBank genome assembly. Lineage: Eukaryota; Dinophyceae; Suessiales; Symbiodiniaceae.